CAUAUGUCAUCGUUACAAUUAAUACAAUAUAGGACAGAGUAAACAUUCACACCAACCAUCGCCUGACAAUUACAACACAUCCUUGUGCAUUAAACUGCCCGAAUUCUACAACAUUAUGAAAUUACGUCAAAGCCCCUUGGGAAUCUUGAUCACAACGCUAUGAAGCAAGGAUAGUAAGGUCAUUCCACAUGCAAAUUGGACUUGGCCAACUACCAUCAGCUACUUCAUUGAAACUGUCACCAGAGACAACAUCCUAAUACAGACAUCCCCAAUGUUCAGACAAUGCAGAGUUUCUUGUAACUCAUUCCUUGCCUUGUCCAUUCCCACCAAUUGCCGGACGUUUUCAUCAGAUGGAACUUUUUCGUAGCGAAUAGUUAUCCGUCACGGUUACAUCAUACGGCGAUCGUAGCAUAACCGUAGUGAAUAGUUUGUCCAUCACUGUUAGAUCAUAUGGCUACACAACAUGUGACAGUAGUUCGAGCUAUUGCAAUCUCGGUGGCGAUAAGCCUCAUUGUAGCCGGAAUACUGUUCUUUUUCUUCUACCGGUUUAUGAUGGCCCGACGGCUCAAGAGAGCUCGACUAGAUUCAAGUUUCCGGAGGGAGGCUGAGACGGCUGUGCCUCGAGUGGAGUUGAGACAGCACGGUCGUGCAAUAAAAGGAGUCAUAGUCGAUGAAGAAGGAUUGGAUGUGUUGUAUGUAAGAAAAAUUGAAGGCGGGCGUUUCUCUAAGGUUUGGUAUAAUCCUAUGGACGAAGACGUGAAGAGAAUGGACAGCAGAGGAGAAAAGCCUAGCAUGUCUGAGCCAAUACAGGAAAUUCCGUUGCUUCAAGAAUCGAGGGACGGAUAUGUAUCCGUGGCGGAGAAACCGUUGCCGUUGAUGCGAAAUACGUCGCCUAAAUCCAUAGCUCCACCAGUGGGGAUGAGGAGAGGACCUCCUCCUCCACCACCUACUCCUCUGCUUCAGCUGGAAAAGUCGAUGAGUCGAACUUCUCCGCCGCCACCUCCACCACCGCCUCCUCCUCCACCGCCGCCUCCUCCACGUCCUGUUCCUCAAAAGGGAAGUGUCAAGGCUGCGCUGUCACCAGAACCGGCACCACCGCCUCCACCGGUAAAGACAAGGGGACUAGUUUCUUCAUCACAUAAACCGCCUAUUCCGCCAAGAGGCACGGAAAACAGACGCAGUCGAGCGGAAGAACCGUCUGAAGAAAGCAUGAACAAGAACGGAGGACAAAUGAAACUAAAGCCAUUGCAUUGGGAUAAAGUGAUUGCCAAUGCUGAUCAUUCAAUGGUCUGGAACGAGAUCAAUGAUGGGUCGUUCAGGUUUGACGACGAACUCAUGGAAUCCCUCUUCGGCUACACUACCGCAAGCCAAAAUUCAACUGAGAAAAGCAAGAAAGCAUCAUAUCAUAAGCAGAGAAUUUCUGCCUCAGUUCCAUCAGCUCAAACAUUCCUCCUUGACCCUCGAAAGUCCCAAAACGUAGCGAUUGUUCUCAAGUCUCUAGCAAUCUCACGGAAAGAAAUCCUCGAUGCCCUCUUGGACGGCCGAGGACUCAACGCUGACACCCUCGAAAAACUGACCAAGAUCUGCCCAACACAAGAGGAAAUCACCAAAAUCCUCCAGUUCAAUGGGAACCCCACAAAACUAGCUGAUGCAGAGUCGUUCCUGUACCACAUCCUCAAAGCUGUUCCAUCGGCAUUUGUGCGUUUCAACGCCAUGCUUUUCAGAACAACCUACGAUACGGAUAUCUUGCAUCACAAGCAGUGUCUGCAAACACUCGAAUUAGGUUGCAAAGAACUACGUUCUGGAGGUGUUUUCUUCAAACUCCUUGAAGCUAUUCUCAAGGCCGGCAACAGAAUGAACGCUGGAACGACUAGAGGAAACGUGAAAAGCACGGAUGGAAAGACAACUCUGCUUCACUUUGUGGUCGAGCAGGUUGUCCGGUCUGAGGGCAGACGACGAUCGAUCAACACAAACCGUAAACCUGGUGAUCAACCCUUCUCAGCUUCCAAUGAUUCAAAUGAAGAGCAAGACAGAGAGCAUCUAAUGCUGGGACUCCCGGCGCUGGAAGGCCUGAAUAGUAACUUCGGCAAUGUGAAGAAAGCAGCAAGCAUAGACUACGACAGUUUGAUAAGCGUUUGUCCAGUUCUUACAACAAGAGUCGAUGAGAUUAAGCAUCUUUUGAGUGUCGAAUCGGGCGGGUUCCUACGAGAGAUGAAAGGGUUCUUGGAGGACUGUCGGGAGGAGCUUAAUGUGGUGAGAGAAGAGGAGAAAAGAGUGAUGGAGGUUGUGAGGAAAACGACAGAUUAUUAUCAAGCAGGAGGGUCCAAAGGAGGGAAUCAUCCUCUUCAGCUGUUUGUUAUAGUUAAGGAUUUCUUGAACAACGUUGAUCAGGUCCGCGCGGAAAUUGCAAAGAAACUACAGAAGAGGAAGGCGGGUUCGUCGCCUCCAUUGUCGCCAACGCAGAGGUCUCCUGUCAGGUUUCAGAACCUGGAGUUGUAUUUCAGGGCACAUAGGCCUGGAACCAGUUCCAGUGAUUCCGAGGAUGAUUUCUCCUAAACUCAAUUUGUUAAGACUUCAAUUUGACACAAUAAUGUUCAAUAGUGCAACAAAUUUCAAUAUUUUAAGACUUCAAA
Sesamum indicum (sesame) is the source of this 2633-nucleotide messenger RNA. The record is from RefSeq and is a predicted model, not a curated record. NCBI's taxonomy places the organism in Eukaryota, Viridiplantae, Streptophyta, Magnoliopsida, Lamiales, Pedaliaceae.